AUGGUCCUCAUUGUCUCAUUAUUACUAUCGCUAUUCAGCUACACACAAGCGGACCCACUUGUAAAAGAAAAGAAGGUUUCCUGCACUUCGUCGAACAUUGAAGUGGCUUUGACAUUUGCGAGCGGGUUUUCCGGUGGAGUUCUUGCCGAAAAUAAUAGAAAAAACGAUCUUUGUAGGUGGAAAGGCGACGGCUCAAAUAAAUUAUCCCUUAUUAUUCCAUUAUUUAAUUCAACAAAAUGCAAUGUGCUGUCGAAUGAGACCUCUGGAAUCUAUAGCAUCAAACUACUAGUGAGCCCCGUUGAGGGGCUCAUUGUUGAUGGUUUCAACGCGAUUAAUGUCAAAUGUGUUUAUGCCACUCAGGAUAUUACAUUGACAUUACCACCAAUCUUCAAUGGAUCCAAUGCGUUACAGAUCACCUCGAUGAAUGAUGAUAAUAGCGUGGUGACAGGAAGUGGAGGCUCACCAUCACUAUCUAUGCAAAUUCUCGAAGGCCAUGGGAUUGAUGGAGCGCCGCUUGUGAAGGCAGCGGUUGGGCAACGAAUCACUUUGGAUGUGGUUUUGCAAAACACUGCAAUUUAUGACUUCUACGUUCACUCUUGUUAUGCGCACGAUGGAAGUAAUUCCCCAGACGCCUCAAUUAACAUUAUCGAUUCUAAUGGAUGCGGUGUGCGAUUAUCAAGGGCAAUUGAUGUACCAGCAAUGACAGCGCAGCCAGUCGCCAAUGGUCCGAAACACGUCUAUUUGCACAUGUAUGGUUUCCAAUUCACCUCCAACAACUUUGUCCAUUUCGAAUGUCAAGUGAAACCUUGCAUAAAAUCGUGUCAUCGGGAGCAAUGCAUUUCCGAACCCGACAACAAAAUCCCGAUGAUCCCAGCGCAUCGUCGGCGUCGCGAGGACACCACAAAAACUGACGUUGCGACACUACGCCUUGAGACGGUGCUCGAAAUCUCGCCGCAAUCAACACUAUCUGCAGCGCUUGUAUCAUCUGAGAACUACGAUGGUACUCGAACGUGCUUUUCGCCGUUUGUUCUCCUUUCAAUCUGCUGCAUUGCCUGUAUAGCAACUGCUCUCAUCGUUUCAUUGGCUCACGUGCUUUAUCGACAAUGUGCAAAGUCCGAAAAAAAUAAUGUGGAUGACAAUGACAGUUUCAAUUCCAGUAUUAACUAA
This is a messenger RNA of Caenorhabditis bovis, 1167 nucleotides long. NCBI's taxonomy places the organism in Eukaryota, Metazoa, Nematoda, Chromadorea, Rhabditida, Rhabditidae. The record is from the annotation of a GenBank genome assembly.